AUGGCGACCCUAGCCGAGAUCCUCAGGAGCGAGUUCCCGCAGCUGGACGCCGAGCUCUUCCAAUACGUUACCGGUGAGACAGGGCUGUGAAGGCGCUGGGACCCGGGGCUGUAAUAUCGGGGGGGCAGGAGCCGCCGCCAUGUGUCCUGGCUGGGUAACUGGGGUGAUAAUCAGGUGGCAUGAUGGACUGUGGGAGUCACUGAUAGCAUGGGGUUCAUGGACACGCCGCGCAGCCCGUGCCUGCAGGAGAUGUCGGGCAGCUGUCCGUGACUUGUCAGGAGGAGGAGGAGGGCCCAGGACCUGUACUCAUAAAUGGUCCACCCUGAGUGUCCUGACACAUCAUCACUCCCUCAUUGUGUGUACCGGGCAUGAAACGUGCGCCCAGGCACCGUGUAGCAUUCAGUGUCCUUUACUGAAUAGAUACAUUGCUCGCCCUCUCUCUGGGAUUAAUUCAUUUCCUCCCUAGUCACAUCAAUGCCAUGGACUGCAGGGCAGCAAUUUCCUGAAUUGCCCAACAUCUCAGCCAUUUUGCUUUUUCUAGAAAACAUGAUCGACCUAGCUAUAAAAACUGUACAUGCUGUAUACCUUAGGUAUUUUUAUUAUAUUUUAAUCUACCAAUCUACUUCCCUAAUACUUCCCUUACCCUUUGUGUCACUUUACUCCACUCCCUCUAGCAUGUAAGCUCAUUGAGCAGGGCCCUCAACCCCUCUGUUCCUGUGUGUCAAACUUGGCUGGUUACAGUUACAUAUUUGUUAGUCCACCCAUUGUAAAGCGCUACGGAAUUUGUUGGCGCUAUAUAAAUAUAAUAAUAAUCAUACACCAAUCCACUAGAACUGGACUAGUGAAAUAUAUAACCAUUAAAACCCUUGAUGAGUCUUGAUGAGUGAAGGAGACUAAAAAGUAUUCGUUUGUCUCUACUGAUGUUCAAUUGAUGAAGAGCCAAACAUGAUCAUUGAAUCACUUUUCCAAGUUCAUUGUAAUUUGUUUUAUAUGUUGUUCUGUCAUAUGUAGUAGCAAUAAUUUGCAUUUAUCAGCUAAUCUUAUUUUCUUACUAGUAUAAAGUUCUGGUGGAUUGAUAGGAUUUAUAGACUUUGAGUCCGAUUUACACUAAGGACAAAAUGUAACAAAGGUUUGAUGUAUAUUUUUGUAUUUUUCUAUAAAACAUAUUCAAUGUUGCAACAUGUCCACAGAGCCCUAUUAUAACCCCCACACUCUUUUACCAAUCAGAUGUUCUUGACAGUGGGCAAGCUGACUUUGAAUCUGCGCAUGACUUGUUUGAAGCAGUCGGAGCUCUUCUGCAGGAUGUUUCUGGAGAUACCAAGGACGAUGAGGACAUCAGAAACAUCUGUCAGAGGAUGUAUAGAACAAUGCGCUUGUAAGUGUUAAUGUUCAGACUGUGAGGAGCAGAAUGUAAUGUACUGGGAGGGGAUGGAAAGGGAUAGACAUACAAGUAGAAUGUGAGAGGUAUGACAGCUGAGAAGUUAUUUAACGGUUGCAAGAGAUGAGAAGUAAGCACUUAAUAAAAAAGGACUAGCGCAAUGAUUUCCAGAAAUUGUUUUACAGAAGGUUCGAUAUGAGCGUUUACAAUUUAGAGUACGCUUUAGAUUGCUGAGAUUAAUAUGACAUGCGUGUUAUUAGAAGAAACAUAUGCAAAUGUAACAUGAUAGCUAAUUGACAUAUUUUAAUCAAAGUUUGUCAGUAAUAAUUGAUUUAUAUCCAGUUUCUGAAAAAAAACUGUGUAAUUUAUGUAAUCCAAAAUAAACCUCUUAACUGUAAUUCUUCUUGUGCUUUUGUCAGGGAAAAUAAUCAUGUCCCCAAACAGAAUCAAGUACUGCUCCAGGCCCCUAUCCAGCUGAACCAGAUCACUGACCAAUAUGGUAAGAUUAUACAAACCCAUCCUUCCAAAUACUGUUCUCUACAGUAUCUUUAAUAGACCCCUAAACAUGUAUUUAACCCUGCCUCUUCCUGUUGCACCUUUCAUCUUAUUGGUUAGCUACUGUCUUGCGUUUUUAUGAUGGCUGCACAUGGAUAUUUGCUUUGUGAUUUAUUCUUAUCCUGUUUCCCCCAGACUCUGUUUGGGUCAACACUCUUGAUUUUUGUUUACUUAUUUUACUAUCUAUUCAUUUUAGAUGUUGAUCCUCAAAUCCUUAAUGUGUUGUUGAUGAAGAAAGGGCAAUCCUCGGUGAGAUAA
Messenger RNA from Pelobates cultripes (western spadefoot toad), 2191 nucleotides. NCBI's taxonomy places the organism in Eukaryota, Metazoa, Chordata, Amphibia, Anura, Pelobatidae. The record is from the annotation of a GenBank genome assembly.